CGGGAAAUGGAGAAUUUACUAUGCAAUGAAGUGUGGCUAAUGACCCCUGAUAAUGGACAAGAAAACGGAGGAAGUAGUAAUGCGAACGCGAAUGUCGAAAGUUCGUUGUUUUUGUCGAAAGAAGAUUGUGAAGAAGCUUUAGGUGUUUUUCUUGGGAAGGAAGCAACUUAUAUGCCUCAACCACCCUACUUUCAGCUUCUCAAUGCUAACGGUUUUCUCCGUAAUGCUAGGUUUAAAUCUGUUACUUGGCUUCUUAAGUCUCAAAGGAGAAUGAAUCUGUGUCGUGGAACAGUGUUUAUCGCCGUGAAUUAUUUGGAUCGGUUCGUUUCAGUGACUCAUGAAUGCCGAGAAUGGAAACAGUACUGGAUGUUUGAACUCCUCUCCGUCGCAUGUUUAUCCGUCGCCUCUAAAUUCAACGAAACAACGAUGAAUCUCCAACUGCAUGAAUUCCAGGUGGAAGGUGAUCUCGAGAAAUGCUUUGAUCCGGGCCUAAUUCAGCGAAUGGAACUAAGACUGAUGAAGGCAUUAGGAUGGAGAAUGGAUUCUACGACUCCGUUUUCUUAUAUCGACAUCUUAAUACAUAGUAUUCAUCACGCCUUGAACAAAUCCGUGGUCCACGAUUUCACUCAACGUGUUAAUGAAUUACUCCUCGCUGCUCUUUUAGACCCUAAAUUCCUGGAGUUCAGACAAUGUGUUGUAGCCAUAUCUGCAGUCAAACGUGCAUUUGAAGAGUUAUCGCCGUCGAUAGAUAUAGCUUCGCUUGCACUUUUGGACAAUGUUGUCCCUCAAGAUCAAAAGGACGAUUUAAUCAAGUGUGGAAGGAUUAUGGGGAAACUAUUAUCGGUUCAAGAUCACGAUAAUAUGUUAGUUUGUGCAAAUUCUUGGCACAGUAGCCCUUCGAGUCCGGUAACUGUAUUGAAGGCGGAGUGCUUCAACUUCGACGACUAUCAAGUUGAAAAUAUUUCUCUCGAUUUGGGAUCGGGUAUUAGGAAGAGGAAGUGGGAGGAACCGGAAUUCGGGUUGUGAAUUUAAUUUAAUUUAACUGUCAUUAAUGUUAAUGUAUGUUGUUGAUUAAUAUGUCUUGUGUUCUACUCAACUGUGAAUGAGGUAGACUACUAUUUUAAUGUAUAAUAGGAUUAUCCUCU
Erythranthe guttata (spotted monkey flower) is the source of this 1145-nucleotide messenger RNA. Its product is annotated as cyclin-D2-2. Lineage: Eukaryota; Viridiplantae; Streptophyta; Magnoliopsida; Lamiales; Phrymaceae. The record is from RefSeq and is a predicted model, not a curated record.